GCUUCCUGUCCGGCUACUCGGACGCCCCGAAGCCCCCCGCGCCUGUGGAGCCUCGAGCAGAAGCCUGGCCCCUGGAAACCCACGCCACCCGGGGGAGGGUCGCGCUGCCUGGUCAUGCCUCGGGGGGCGCCAUGGACCUGAGGCAGGGGUGUUCUUUCGGCAGAUACUACCCCGGUCCGUUUCAAGGCUAUGAGCACAGCAAGCGCAGGCACCAGCAGCCGGAGCCAGGAUCUUAUCCUCAGAGUUUCCAGCUUCAGCAAAUAGAGUUUCUCAAGGGGCGGCUCCCAGAAGUGCCCCUCAUCGGACAGCAGGCACCACCACCACCGUCACCCCUCCUCCCUGAACCCUGGCCACGGUUUCCAGGACCACCUGCCCGAGGCUGGCAGCAGGAGAUCUGGGGGGUCCCCAGGGGUGUGCCUCUCAGGAGCCAGGUACGCCCCAGAGGGUUCUGGCCUCCUUCCCCACGCGGCAGGGCUCGGCCGUGGGGCGGUAUUGAUCGGCUGUCCUCACAUUUCCAGGCACUGAGCCUCGGCCAGGAUCAGGAGCAAAGGGUCUUAGAGCUCCUGCAGGAGCGUGGCGAAGGGAAGGCCACCACAGCACAUGACCUGGCUCGGAAGCUCCAGGCCCCAAAGAAGGAGAUCAACCACAUCUUAUACCGCCUGGAAGACAAGGGCGUGCUGCACAGGGAGGCGGGAACCCCCCCUUUGUGGAGCAUUGCCGCUCCCGCUCAGGCUCUGAACCGGCACAGCCGAGCAGCCACAGCAGACGGCUGGAGCCAGGGAGCUCCAGACCCAGUUCCCAGCUGGGAAACCGCAGGCGGGAGCCCCGCGUCCGACUCGGAGGACCCCCCUGAGCCUGCCGACAUGGCCGAGAUCAAGGAAGACAUCUGCAACCACCUGUUUGACGUGGUCAAGUCCUCCGCCCUGAAUUUGGCUAAAAAUAUCGGCCUCUCGAAAGCCCGCGAUGUCAACGCCGUACUGAUUGACUUGGAAAGGCAGGGCGACGUGUACAGGGAAGGGGCAACCCCUCCAAUCUGGUACCUGACGGACAAGAAGCGAGAGAGGAUACAAAUGAAGAGAAGUACGAACAGUGUCCCCGAAGCCACGCCAGCUGCUAUCCCUGAGACCAAAACAGACGCAGAGCUUCCCGCCUGUACCUCACCCGCGCCAGAUGCCUCAAACGAAGCCGCACCAGAUGCCUCAAACGAAGCCGCCACAGAAAAAGUGGAGAAUGGGCAGGAGCCGGUCAUCAAGGCAGAAAGUAGGCCACAGGUGUCCCCAGAACCAGUGAAACCGAAACCACCUGUUUGUGACAAUGGCCCCUCCAAACCUGGGUAUGUGGACUUUGAGAAUGGCCAGUGGGCCACAGAUGACAUCCCAGACGACUUGAAUAGUAUCCACACAGCCCCAGGGGAGUUUCGAGCCAUCAUGGAGAUGCCCUCCUUCUACAGUCAUGGCCUGCCACGGUGUUCACCCUACAAGAAACUGACUGAGUGCCAGCUGAAGAACCCCAUCAGCGGGCUGUUAGAAUAUGCUCAGUUCGCUAGUCAGACCUGUGAGUUCAACCUCAUAGAGCAGAGCGGACCACCCCAUGAGCCUCGAUUUAAAUUCCAAGUGGUCAUCAGUGGCCGAGAGUUUCCCCCGGCUGAAGCUGGCAGCAAGAAAGUGGCCAAGCAGGAUGCAGCCAUGAAAGCCAUGACCAUCCUGCUCGAGGAAGCGAAAGCCAAGGACAGUGGCAGACCCGAAGAGUCCUACUACUCUUCCCUCGAGAAAGAGGCAGAGAAGGUAGGUGUCCGCCCUCGGCGAGGGUGUCCGUUCCUUUCCUGUCGGUCAACUGACGCUGUGUCUCAGAAAAGCGGCAAGCAGAUGGCCGCCGAGGAAGCCAUGAAGGCCCUGCACGAGGAGGCCACCAACUCGGCACCUUCCGAUAACCAGUCCGGAGGUACCAGCACGGAGUCAUUUGAUAACUUGGAGUCGAUGAUGCCCAACAAGGUUAGGAAGAUCGGCGAGCUCGUCAGAUACCUGAACACCAACCCGGUGGGCGGCCUGCUGGAGUACGCCCUCCACGGCUUCGCUGCCGAGUUCAAGCUGGUUGACCAGUCCGGACCUCCUCACGAGCCCAAGUUUGUUUACCAAGCAAAAGUUGGGGGUCGCUGGUUCCCAGCCGUCUGCGCGCACAGCAAGAAACAAGGCAAGCAGGAGGCAGCGGACGCCGCCCUCCGCGUCCUGAUUGGGGAGAACGAGAAGGCAGAGCGCAUGGGUUUCACAGAGCUCCCUCUCACCGGCAGCACCUUCCACGACCAGAUAGCCAUGCUGAGCCACCGGUGCUUCAACGCGCUCACCAACAGCUUCCAGCCCUCCUUGCUGGGCCGCAAGAUCCUGGCUGCCAUCAUCAUGAAGAAGGACUCCAAGGACCUGGGAGUGGUGGUCAGCCUGGGGACAGGCAAUCGCUGUGUGAAAGGCGACUCCCUGAGCCUGAAGGGCGAGACCGUCAACGACUGCCACGCGGAGAUCAUCUCCCGCAGGGGCUUCGUCAGGUUUCUCUACAGCGAGCUGAUGAAGUACAACCCCCAGACGGCUAAGGACAGCAUAUUUGAGCUCGCGAAGGGAGGGAAAAGGCUGCAGAUCAAGAAGACCGUGUCGUUCCACCUCUACAUCAGCACGGCCCCGUGUGGGGAUGGUGCGCUCUUUGACAAGUCCUGCAGCGACCGCGCGGUGGAGAGCACAGACCGCCACUACCCCGUCUUCGAGAACCCCAAGCAAGGCAAGCUCCGCACCAAGGUGGAGAACGGGGAAGGCACGAUCCCCGUGGAGUCCAGUGACAUUGUGCCCACGUGGGACGGCAUCCGGCUCGGGGAGAGACUCCGCACCAUGUCCUGCAGUGACAAGAUCCUCCGCUGGAACGUGCUCGGCCUGCAAGGGGCACUGUUGACCCACUUCCUGCAGCCCGUGUACCUCAAGUCAGUCACACUGGGUUACCUCUUCAGCCAAGGGCAUCUGACUCGUGCCAUUUGCUGUCGUGUGACGAGAGAUGGGAGUGCGUUUGAGAAUGGACUGCGCUAUCCCUUUGUUGUCAACCACCCCAAGGUUGGCCGGGUCAGCGUCUAUGAUUCCAAAAGGCAGUCCGGGAAGACCAAGGAGACGAGCGUCAACUGGUGUCUGGCUGACGGCUACGACCUGGAGAUCCUGGACGGCACCAGGGGCACCGUGGACGGGCCACGGAAUGAACUGUCCCGGGUCUCCAAAAAGAACAUUUUCCUCCUAUUUAAGAAGCUCUGCUCCUUCCGGGGCCGCAGGGAUCUACUUAAACUCUCCUAUGGUGAGGCCAAGCGAGCUGCCCGUGAAUACGAGAUAGCCAAGAACCACUUCAAAAAAGGCCUGAAGGACAUGGGCUAUGGGAACUGGAUAAGCAAACCUCAGGAGGAAAAGAAUUUCCACCUCUGCCCAGUAUAGUGUGACUCGGGCCUGGCGGGUGGCGGGCGUGUCACUGGGGCGAGAGGCAGGUCGUAGCAUUCCUCAUGUUAGUCAAGGGUUUUGUUUUUUUUAAUUUUUCUUUUAUUUUCUCCUUUUUUUUUCUUUUUUUUUUUUUAAUGGAACCACAAUUGGUGAUACUGAGACCUCGGGGUUCCUAUUUAUCCUGCUUUCUUUGGGAAUACCAGCCAGGUCUCACCAGGCCCCUUCUCUUUUCCCAAGCAAAGAGGUAGAGACGUGAGGGGAGAGAAAAGGGGUCUCUCUCCUUCAACCAGCGCGGAAGCCGUCACUGAGCACCCGCAGCCCGUUUCCUCACCAGUUCUGUUUGGGGGUUUCCAUUUCCUGCCCCUCAGUGUGCUACCCUGGCCUCUUGAGGUCUUGAUUAGGUUCCAGUCAACUCUGUGAGUCACAUCAGGAACUGAUUUCAUUUGCGGAUUCUGCAAGCCCCUCCGCCCCGUCGAGAUUCCUUCCUGUGGUCAAGUUUCUCAUUUCCCUCCAAGAGGGUAAAGAGGAGACAGCCCUACAAGCAGGAGGAGAGCCCUGCGGCCCCGGAAGGAGCAGAGCUUCUUAGAGCCCGCUGAGGGAGGUGCAGCCCAGGUGCCCCUGCAGCUAGCAGACCAUUUCCCAGGGAGCUCAGGCAGGCCCGGGGAGCAGGCAAGCUCCCAGCUGCCCCUCCCACAGCAUUCCUAGGAAUGUGCCUGCAGUGGGGGUGAGGGCCUCAGGGCAGAUUGCCUCUGGACUCAGCAGGAAUAAGGCAGAAAGGGACGAGGUCACAGCACUCUUCCACCCGCAGGUCUCCCUUGACAGCCACACCCAGGGAAGCUCAUGGAGCCGCGGGUGACUUAGGAGUCUGUAAAAGAACGCCGUAAGAGUCGGGUCCUAACUGCUACAGAUAACCUGCAGUUGCACAGAUUUAGAUUCAGAUGUAAUUUUUCAAGUGCUUUUGUUUUGCCGGAGAGCUUCAGAAGGUCGUUGGGAGCAGGUCACAGGGGUCUUUAGGGACGGACACAGGACUGCAGCUGUAGAUGGAGGGCAGGUUGUCUGCAGAUCCCGUGAGGUGGAGCCCCGGGUCUACACCUCAAGCUAAUGGCGCCUGUGGUCAGAGCCGUCGGCCUCCCUCUGGGCCGUGUCAGGCGGAUGUACCUGCUCCGGAAAAGCACAGAGGCCCUGCCACUCAGCCCGGAGCCGGCUCUUCCUCUAGAGCAAGCCUGUCAGACGCGUGUUUGAGGCAUGCGGCCCAUUGGCCACGAGUUUGACAGGCUUGCUCUAGAGGGUCCCUCCAUCUUUACCUGUGAACAUGCUGAGCCAGCAGCUCACACACCUUUCACCCUCCCUCGCCCCGCACUACUGACUAGUGAACGCCCAUCGGUCCCACCUCUUCAGCAAUGGAUACAUCCACAUUCACACUUUCCUGUGGCUACUGUCCCCCAAGAUUGACCAAAUGCGAAAACCCAAGUUUCAUGAUGCACUAAGGACGUCUCCAUGGGAGCUGGCAGGGGAGCAGUGCUGUCCUCUGGAGGGAGGCGCCUGCCCGCCCUGGCCCUGUGACAACUGAAGGCACAGGGGCCAGUCCUGCCUCGGAGGCAGCCGACCUGGUUCUUGAGGCUGGGGGGGUGGCGCCCACUGUGCCUCUGAACCUGGGCCCCGGGGCCUCCUGCAGAGCACGGGGCUCUCCAGAGACCAGAGCCCCCUCACCCCGGCUCUCGUCUGGCAGCCAGCCGUGCGGUGUUUGGCUUCUGCUGUAGGAAGAGAGCCAGGCACCUGCCCCCCGUGUCUGCUGGAAACAGCCCUGUGUCAGCCCUGCACGGCCGCACCCCGUGCCCCUCGGGGUCACAGGAGGCAGAGCCUGCCUGGAGUGUUCUCACCUUCUGUCCAAUCUUUGUUUCUAAUAAGCAGGACCCCCUUCUCCCUCCCCCUUUUUUUAAAAAUGACUUUGUAGUUGAUUUGUCUGAACCGUGGCUUGUGUGCGUUCCUGGAAUAAUCACUUGUAAAAACUGCCGCCGCUUGACACCGUUUCCCUUACUCCCUGGGAAGAGACUGUUGGGUUUUGGGGUCGAAACAGUGACUCCAGGAGCAGAGGGGGCACAGCCCGAGCCUGGACUUGGUGCCACAGGCUGCAGUUUUUAAAUUCCGCUCUUAUGUGUCUCCCUGAUACGUGACUAACAUUAUACAUUCCUUCUAAAGAAAUAAAUAAUCUGAAUUGGUAGAAAA
This is a messenger RNA of Myotis daubentonii (Daubenton's bat), 5681 nucleotides long. RefSeq names its product adenosine deaminase RNA specific (gene ADAR). Gene Ontology annotation, cellular component: nucleolus; cytoplasm. The record is from RefSeq and is a predicted model, not a curated record. Gene Ontology annotation, molecular function: adenosine deaminase activity; double-stranded RNA adenosine deaminase activity; double-stranded RNA binding. Gene Ontology annotation, biological process: adenosine to inosine editing; RNA processing. NCBI's taxonomy places the organism in Eukaryota, Metazoa, Chordata, Mammalia, Chiroptera, Vespertilionidae.